GCUCCCGGGAGCCUGGAGAAGUGGACAACCUGUUCAAUAUAUUGGGAAGACAAGAGCGGAACAUCGUGCUCGAACCCAUACUCACCAGGUCUUCAGAGCAGAACAUUACCGACAUGACGUUGAACGACUUCAAAUCGGCAGUGCCGCAGAUUGGCUGGCGAGAUUUGCUCGGAGCUGAGCUAUCUCCCAUACUUAAAUUGACGGAUGAAACCAUGGUAUCGGUGAUCAAUCUUGAGUAUUUCAACCGUCUCGCCUUACUCGUCUCUCGUUACUCACUUCAAACCAUGGCCAACUAUCUUGUAGUUGUAACAGUGAAACAUUUGGAAACCUUUGCUUUGCUUUUGAUGAACAACGACAGAU
Messenger RNA from Cooperia oncophora, 360 nucleotides. The record is from the annotation of a GenBank genome assembly. Lineage: Eukaryota; Metazoa; Nematoda; Chromadorea; Rhabditida; Trichostrongylidae.